AGCCUCCCUGGCUCAAGCCCUGCAGCCUGUGCCGCUGGCCCCGCGCGCCCCUCGCACGUGCUGAUGCCGGGGGUGCGAGGAUCGGAGUGCAGCGCAUGGAGUCGACGUUCGUGACAGCCUUCAACUCGUGCGGGUCCCCGAAGGACGUGCAGAGGAACGCCGAGGCCGCCGGGCUCUCCGCGUCGGACGCGGCCAGGCUGCUGUACAGCGCGGGCGACCGCGUGUCCGUGGACCUGCUCGGCCAGUGCCUGGGCGACCACAGACCCUUCGGUCGCCCCUUCGAAGAGGCCGCGGUGGGCUGGUACGUGGAGCAGCCGCUGUCCAACAGUGGCCAGCCCUGCUGCAUCCAUUGCGGCGUCCUCGGCGACCAGGAAGGGCAGGAGGUGCUGGUCUGCGAGGGCUGCAGGCUGAUAAGCUUCUGCAGGAGGUGUCACAUGACUGCCUCUCGCCAGGGGCACGUCGACAAGGGCUGGUCAUGCUUCGGCCGCGCAUGCGCCGCUGCAAUCCGGGAGUCCCAGAAGCUUCCCAGGGACGUCAACCUCGACUUCGACCUGAAGGUCGGGGGACGUUAUGUCGACGUGACGGUGCCAAAGGACAGUUUGCUGUGGGAGCGCGCCAGCCCCUUCCGGACGGAGGACGCGGUGAUGAUUUUAUCGUUUGCCAUCAUCAUGCUGACCACAAAUCUGCACUCUGUCAAGAUCAAGAAAGAGAAGAAGAUGCAGAAGCACGAGUUCCUCGCGCAGCUCCGCGAGCAGAACGACGGCUCCAACUUCCCGGGCGAUUUCUUGUCGCAGAUCUACGACAAUAUCAAGCAGAAUGAGUUCAGGGUGGACACCGCAUCUACUGCCCCCUCGCGCCCGCCUGCCGAUGUGCCGAGGCGCACGGCGUCGGCGGAGCGACGCUUCGGCCACCGGCGCGUGCGCAGCGACGGGGGCGCCUCCAUGCUGCGGCGCAGCAGGCCCCCGAGCCAGGAGCCCAGGCCGUGACGGGGCGCCUUCGGGCGGGCCGCGGCGCCCGAGAGCCCCUCAGCGGCCGGCUCCGCGGGCGCCCGUGCGUUGUCGUGAGAGGAGGCCUGCGCCGUUGGUGCCUGGAGCUCUCUAGACGGCCCCGGAAAAGUC
Messenger RNA from Prorocentrum cordatum, 1118 nucleotides. NCBI's taxonomy places the organism in Eukaryota, Dinophyceae, Prorocentrales, Prorocentraceae. The record is from the annotation of a GenBank genome assembly.